AUGCAGUUUGGCAGAUGGCAUUUAGAAAAGGAAAAUGCAAAUCAGUUUAAUAAUGCAGAAGAAAGUAGAAAAGCCAACAUACAGCUUAAAUUAUUAACUCAAAACUUAGCAAAUAGCAACAUUCACCCAAUGGCAAUUUACAAAAUUCGACCAUUUGAUCAAAUAUUUGAGUUGGAUUCUUAUAAAUCUAAACCUUUAAAUUUCACACAACUUUCGAGAGAUAAAACUACAGAAAUACGAA
Messenger RNA from Dentiscutata erythropus, 241 nucleotides. Lineage: Eukaryota; Fungi; Glomeromycota; Glomeromycetes; Diversisporales; Gigasporaceae. The record is from the annotation of a GenBank genome assembly.